GCUGGUCCCAGCGGCUCGGGUUACUAGGAUGGCGAAAUAGUUUGCAAUUUGCCUUUAAUUGAAGAUGCCUGCUAUCCACCAAUACCAAGUCGUUGGCCGCAAGGCCCCCACUGAGUCGGACCCGAACCCGCCGGCCUUCCGCAUGAAGCUCUUCGCCCCCAACGAGGUGCUCGCCAAGUCGCGCUUCUGGUACUUCCUCCACCAGAUGAAGAAGAUGAAGAAGACGACGGGCGAGAUCCUCUGCCUCAACGAGCUUCGCGAGAAGAACAAGCGCAUCGUCAAGAACUACGGUGUGUGGAUCCGCUACAACUCGCGCUCGGGCACGCACAACAUGUACAAGGAGUACCGUGAUGUGACGCUCUGCGGCGCCGUUGAGCAGAUGUACGCCGAGCUUGCCGGUCGCCACCGUGCUCGCCCGCGCUCGAUCCAGAUCAUGCGCACGGCCAUCCUUGCCGCCAAGGACUGCAAGAAGCCCAACACGCUUCAGUACCACGACAGCGCGAUCAAGUUCCCCUUGUCGCACCGCGUGCCCCGCCCGGCCAACAAGAACCAGCGCACGGUCUUCAAGGCCUCGCGCCCCACGACCUUCCGCAACUAAGUGGCUUCUUGGUUUCGUGCUGGGAACGCUACGCAUUGUGGCAUCGGAUGUAGCACUGGCAGUCCUCUUUACAGUUCGUAAUCUGGUCUUCAAUUAAGCAUCACUCUUAAGGCUA
Molecule: messenger RNA, 713 nt
Organism: Saprolegnia diclina VS20
Lineage: Eukaryota; Oomycota; Saprolegniomycetes; Saprolegniales; Saprolegniaceae
Product: 50S ribosomal protein L18Ae
Exons: 3
Coding region: 65-598 (177 amino acids)
Biological process (GO): translation
Cellular component (GO): cytosolic large ribosomal subunit; ribosome
Molecular function (GO): structural constituent of ribosome
Source: RefSeq, a predicted model, not a curated record